Molecule: messenger RNA, 237 nt
Organism: Lachancea sp. 'fantastica'
Lineage: Eukaryota; Fungi; Ascomycota; Saccharomycetes; Saccharomycetales; Saccharomycetaceae
Source: the annotation of a GenBank genome assembly
AUGGCCAAGGAAAUCACCGACAUCAAAGAGUUUUUGGAACUAGCCAGAAGAGCCGACGUGCAGUCUGCCACCGUCAAGAUCAACAAGAAGUUGAACAAGUCCGGUAAGGCUUUCAGACAGACCAAAUUCAAGGUCAGAGGCUCCAGAUACUUGUACACUUUGAUUGUCAACGACGCCGGUAAGGCCAAGAAGUUGAUCCAAUCUUUGCCUCCAACUUUGAAGGUCAACAAGUUGUAA